AUGCAAUCGUUAGCCUCCUCCAUAUCUACAGACAUACCUCAACGUCGAUUCGUCUACAACUCUUUGGCUCUCAGAUCCUGCACUCGCUUAGAGGUAUUCGGUGUCAUGUCAUCCGGAAUGCAAUCCCAGAAACGCGUUGAGAAGAAGAAGCCAAAUCGCGCCUUUGCCCCGAAGGUCCGGACCGGGUGCCUGACAUGCAGCAAAAUCCGACGGAAGAAGUGCGACGAGGAAAAGCCUGUAUGCCGACGCUGUCGUGACUUUAUGGUUGUAUGCGAUGGAUACGCCAGUGGUCCGAACAAAAGGCCACCGGCCAAAGGCACCGACGGAGAACAGCAGCCUUUUCGUCCAUUCUCGGUUGAACCGCGGCGGUUGGUUUGCCCUGAUAUUUGCAGCAACUUGGAGGAAAGCCGGUUAUUUCGUCAUUUCAGAGACUACACCAAGAGUGCUUUCAGUUCACUCGGCCCAAUCGAAUUCUGGGACCACUUUGUUGUGCCGUUGGCUAUGACAUAUGAGUCUGUACGGUAUGCCAGUAUCGCAGUUGCGGCAGCGCAUCAGCUGUUCUUGUUUCGGUCCGACACGCCCGCCUUUUCUGCUCAGACGUCGCAAUUAGAAUAUGUCGCCAUCCAACAGUACAACAAGGCCAUCGGGUACAUCAGAAAGCUCGAUACAGUGGAGAGCUCUCACGAUAUUCAGUGCGUACUGACAUGCUGUCUGUUGUUUGUGUGUCUGGAGAGCAUGACUGGGCGCUACUCUGAGUCGAUUCGGCACCUCAGAGCAGGAACACAGCUCCUAAUUCACUCCCGUAUCGAACAUGAUGCUGAAGAGCUAGAGAUGGCAGAAAAGAUGGCCAACAUGUUCGCAAGGCUUGGCAUUGGAAUAUCUAUCUUUAUUGAGGAAGAGAUCGUGCCUCGCAGACUAAAUGAUGGUGGACCAUUAUACAUUGAUCACGGGCCGCACGUGCCAUUUGCCAGCUUGACCGAGGCAGCUCUUGCACUGAGGCGAAUCGACGUCUAUUACAUCCACUUGAUGUUCUCCAGAAGCGACUCCGUUUGUCAGCCUCCACCAGCUGAGAGGGAGAGGGCUUUCGACUUGUUGGAGGGUCGGCUCGUCAUCUGGAGCUCGCGAUUCGACCUGACCGUCAAGUCCCUGCAAUUCCAACCCCUUUCGGACGCGGACCAGGAACAGAUGAUGCAAAUGAGGCUCACCCAAGAUUAUGGCAACUCUUUGUACCUUACGGCACAAUUUGCCAUCCCAUUUUGGCAUUGA
Molecule: messenger RNA, 1266 nt
Organism: Diaporthe amygdali
Lineage: Eukaryota; Fungi; Ascomycota; Sordariomycetes; Diaporthales; Diaporthaceae
Exons: 4
Coding region: 1-1266 (421 amino acids)
Biological process (GO): regulation of DNA-templated transcription
Molecular function (GO): DNA-binding transcription factor activity, RNA polymerase II-specific; zinc ion binding
Source: RefSeq, a predicted model, not a curated record